AACAAUAGUGCCAGCAGAACUAGUACGCUGCAACUUCAGCAGCAUCACGUCAGCAGCAGCAACCAAAAUGCUAAUCUUGUCGGAAGCAGCUCGUCUUCUGGAGGUACGUCUGUUGGAGGUAAUGGUGCAAGAGAGCAAACAGAAACCGAAGCUUCGGGUAAUGGAUCCAAUCCAGGUUCGCAUUGCAAUUGGCCAC
This is a messenger RNA of Amoebophrya sp. A25, 196 nucleotides long. NCBI's taxonomy places the organism in Eukaryota, Dinophyceae, Syndiniales, Amoebophryaceae. The record is from the annotation of a GenBank genome assembly.